Messenger RNA from Micropterus dolomieu (smallmouth bass), 3078 nucleotides. It is a transcript of the gene dclre1c, whose product is annotated as DNA cross-link repair 1C, PSO2 homolog (S. cerevisiae). Gene Ontology annotation, biological process: protection from non-homologous end joining at telomere; interstrand cross-link repair; double-strand break repair via nonhomologous end joining. The transcript is spliced from 15 exons. Gene Ontology annotation, molecular function: 5'-3' DNA exonuclease activity; damaged DNA binding. Lineage: Eukaryota; Metazoa; Chordata; Actinopteri; Centrarchiformes; Centrarchidae. The record is from RefSeq and is a predicted model, not a curated record. Bases 126 to 2144 code for a protein of 672 amino acids.
AGUGAAAUUGGUGGGCGGGACAAACAAACGUCUGCGAUGAUAACAAAAUGAUCCCUCUCCGGUACAAACAACGGUCAGACAUUUAAUCAAUUUUAGACAACACCGCCAACAGGUUCGGCGUAAAGAUGAGUUCAUUUGCAGGUCGAAUGAAGGAGUAUCCCACAGUUUCUCUGGACCGGUUCGACAGGGAGAACCUACAUGCCCGGGCAUAUUUCCUCUCCCACUGUCACAAAGAUCACAUGAAAGGACUGAAGGGACCGAUACUGAAGAGAAAACUGAAGUUGAGUCGUACAGUCAGGCUUUACUGCUCCUUCGUGACCAAAGAACUUCUGCUAAGCAAUCCCAAGUACGCUUUCUGGGAGGAAUAUGUCGUUGCUUUAGAGCUGGAGAGUCCGACUCAGAUUUCUCUGGUUAAUGAGGCAACUGGAGAGAAAGAAGAGCUUGUGGUCACAUUGCUUCCUGCAGGCCACUGUCCCGGCUCUGUUAUGUUCCUGUUCGAGGGAUCCCAAGGGAACGUGUUGUAUACAGGAGACUUUAGGUUUGCUGCUGGAGACGUCUCGAGAAUGGAACAUCUGCACUCUGGAAGCAGAGUGAAGGAUAUUCAAACUAUUUAUCUGGACUCCACUUUCUAUGAUCCACGAUUCUACCAGAUUCCUACUCGGGAGGUCUGUCUGAAAGGGAUCUCAGAGCUCAUUGGAAACUGGAUCAGCCAGAGUUCAUAUCAUGUUGCAUGGCUGAACUGUAAAGCUGCGUAUGGAUACGAAUACCUGUUUACCAACCUGGGAGAGGAGUUCAAUACACAGAUCCAUGUUAAGAAUCUGGCGAUGUUCAAGAAGAUGCCAGAGAUCCUGAGCUACGUGACGACUGACCGCAGGACACAGAUCCAUGCCUGUCGACACCCUAAGGACGAGGAGUUUUUCCAAGGCAGCAGGCUGCCGUGUGGCUGUACAGCCCCUGAUGGGACUCCACUUCGUAUCAUCAGCAUCAAACCGUCCACCAUGUGGUUCGGAGAGAGGACGAAGAAAACCAACGUUAUAAUAAAAACAGGAGCCAGUUCUUACAGAGCCUGCUUCAGUUUCCACUCCUCCUACUCAGAGAUUAAAGACUUCCUCUCCUACCUUCAGCCAGUCAACAUCUACCCCAGUGUUAUCCCUAUUGGUCAGACACUGACAGAGGUUACACAGAUGUUGAAGCUGAUGUGCAGGAACCAUUCUGAAAAUGCAGCGCCCAUAUACAAACCUUUGGGAGUCCUCAAACGCACCAUGGUUGAGCGACCUAAAUAUGAUCCAGACAGCGAUGACGAGCUGUUUGAUGGGCUCGACCUGGCACCAGUGAGGAAGAAGAUGGGGCUGAACCAAGAAAUAAAAAAUGUGAAAGCUCAGAGUCCUCAGAAAACAGCGCCUCCUGUGUCCGUGGAGGAGUCUUUUCCUGUGACGGUCACCGACACGCAGUCUGUUGCACGCAACUAUGUGGACUGCACUGAAUCCAAUGAUGAAGAGGAAGAUAAUGAGGAGGAGGAUCAGCAGCAGGAGGAGGAGAACGGCGGGGGGGAUACAAAACGGAUGAAGGAUGUGAUCAGGCCAAUAAAGGACACUGAGGAUACAGAGAAAAAGAAUACUGAGCUAGAAGGACCUGCUUCCUCUAAUCCUCCGAAAUGGGAGGACUUCUUCACCACAGAGACGCUGACUGACAGCCAGAACAGCCUCAACAGCCAAUUACAAUCCUGCUGCUCUUGUCCGAGCCCCUCCCCCUCCAGAAUGACUGGUUCACAGACCCCAGAACUGUUCAGCGAUGAAGAAAAAACCCCCGACAACGAUGGAGACUUCAGUCUGACCCUGUCCGCCUCUCUGUCAAAUCAUUCCUCACAGAACCAGGACUCCUAUUUACCCGACACCUUGAUUCUGCAACCAGAGCAGCGGGAGCGGGAACAAGGAGACUUGGGGACCAAUGCUGCGUCUCAGAAGAAGGAGAGCAACGUACAGAAGGUCCAAUCAGAGCUGGAGGAGACCUCAGAGUCUCAGGUGUCAUCGGACUUUGAUAUUCCCUGCACACCAGAGUCAAAAAUGCCACAACCGGAUGAGCUGUCGCAGUUGUACAGGAAGCUGGCGUCAGGAGAGGAAGUGGCAAUCAGAAAGCGGGACUGAAAAAGGGAAUGUGGCUCACGAAAACUGACUUUAACAUUCCUGUUUGUCCACAGUAAAGCUCCUAGGCUGUGGACAAGAUGCAAAAGAGUAUGAAUAAACCCUCUAUGCAUUCAGACUGUGAGCAUUAUAGUUGAUGGGUCUCUGUUCUUAGAGAUUUAGGUUGAAUUUAUGCAGCCAAUUGGCCAAUCAUAACUGUUCACUACUUCUGCACAUUAUGUUUUUUAGUAAACAUAGCCAGUUAGCAAGUGAUUAAAAUAGCCUUAAACCUCUUUUUUUUUUUUUUGGCCACGUAAGUUGAUGCGUCUGUACGUUGAUACUGCAAAUUUGUAACCGUUUAUUUGGAGUCAUGUUUCCUGCCACUUAGUAGAUUUCAGUCCAAUGUUCACUCUCCUUUUGGAUCUUACUUUGGUCUCCAUUAACUCCAGAAAAAAUGUCAGGCUCUUUUAGCUGCUAAAUGUUCCACUUUCUUCACCAGCUAGUCUCUAAUCUGCAUUUUAAUGUAUAUAAAUUAAAUUUCUUUGGCUGGAAAGCUAAAUUGACUUAAACUGAGACUGACAGUAUGCUCACAGUAUGAAUACAUGGUUACCUCACCUAUAUGCUACAAGAUUUAUUGUUUAUGUGUCAUAAACACAUAAUGAGCUUCUAUAAUACCUCACAUGCCUACAAGUGACGGCGUUCUUCUCAAGCUUCAGUCAAACCUCCAAACCACGUAAACCUCAGUAUGUAAAGCAACUAAUACACACACUUCAUUCCACUACACUUUACCUUCACCUGUGCCCUACAUGCAUUUAUGCACCUGUGUACCUCACUGCUGACUUUCCCUUUUUGUUGACAGUUUGUGGUUUGUUCUGCUAAACGCUUCCUUGUGAAGUGGAUCAAAUGAUGUAAAGAAGAUGCAGUUUUGUAAAACCAAAUUAAAUGUAUUUAAUUUCAA